Polistes dominula (European paper wasp) is the source of this 3278-nucleotide messenger RNA. RefSeq lists its product as uncharacterized. The record is from RefSeq and is a predicted model, not a curated record. Gene Ontology annotation, molecular function: microtubule binding. Lineage: Eukaryota; Metazoa; Arthropoda; Insecta; Hymenoptera; Vespidae. Gene Ontology annotation, biological process: endoplasmic reticulum tubular network organization. Gene Ontology annotation, cellular component: endoplasmic reticulum membrane; endoplasmic reticulum tubular network; cytoplasmic microtubule.
GUGACUACGAUCAUCUUCUUCUGGCCCUGUGUGUUCUCUCUUUCAAUGUCCUAUGUGCAUAUGCCUUAUAUACAUAUAAGUGUGUAUAUGUGUAUAUAUUCCAUGUGUGUGUGACGCGUGGCCUGCCAGAUCAUCACGGGUUACAAGUUUAGUCUUUGACUGGAGGCAUCCAAGUGAACAACUCAGCUUCAAACUUUGUCUAACAAUUUCAUUAUUUAUUGGUUGUUAUAAUAAUUUUUUUGUUUAAAAAAAAAACCCCUAUAAAAUAUUACAUACUACAAUAAUUUCAUUGGAAUUAAAAAUUUAUUAUUUAAACACAAAAGAGAAAAGAGAAAAUAUCAUCGAUGAACAAAUAAUCAUCGAUACAAUUUCAAGAUGAUUGUUAAAAGUUAAUUGCAUUGUGCUAUAUUGGGGGAAAAAAAAAAAAAAAAAAAAAAUACAAAAGUAACCAUUUAAAUGGUUGAAAGAAUGUAAUUCAACAAGUCCUCGUGAUACCCCAAUUAAUUUCAUUGAAAUAUUCAACAAUAAUCCCAUUUGUUUAUUGUUUUCUUUUUACGUUUGAUCAAACGUAAAAUUGUAAAACGAAUUUUAAGUUUCUUCAUGUGUGUUUUGUUUAAAUUUUCUUCCAAUUCUUUCUCUUUAAUAUCGAAUCGGAUUGAAAAUAUCGGACGAUUUGGACAAAGAAUUUUGAAUACAAGCGAAGAAAACGAAAUCAAAUAAUAAAAAUAUAAACAAAAUAAAAAUGGAUUAUAGAAAUGAUCAGUUAAUGUUAAAAAGAACAAGAAAGAUUAAUAAGAUUGAUGAUGAUGAUGAUGAUGAUGACGAUGAAGAAGAGGACCUUCAAAUAACUGCAAUUCAUCGAAGAAACCUAACGCGAAUAUUUCUGAAACAUUUGAUCACUUGGGCACAGGAUUCUGUUGAUAGGCUUCCUAUUCGUGUUACAUUAUGCAACUUGGGCAUACUUGUGGUCCUACUUGCUAUUGUUUUACCCAAAACAUUGACUUAUAUACUUUUGUAUCCAAUUUUCAGAUUAGGCUUUGGUACUUUAUAUCCCGCGUAUGCCUCCUACAAAGCUGUACGCACCCAAAAUGUGAAAGAAUAUGUCAAAUGGAUGAUGUACUGGAUCGUAUUCGCUCUGUUCACAUGUGCAGAGACAUUCACGGACGUAUUUUUUAGUUUUUGGUUCCCAUUUUAUUAUGAAAUCAAGAUAAUUUUGGUGCUGUGGUUGUUGAGCCCAACGACUAAGGGCUCAAGUAUUUUAUAUCGACGCUUCGUACAUCCCGCAUUAACACGACACGAAGCUGAAAUAGACGAGGCCUUUGCACGUGCCACAGAACAGGGUUACAAAGCUGUCCUACAUCUGGGCACUAGGGGUGUCAAUUAUGCUACAACUGUACUCAUGCAAACCGCUAUCAAGGGGGGCGGUGGAUUAGUUCAACAAUUGAGGAAGAGCUAUAGCUUGAGUGAUUUGACUGGUGGAAAACAUGUCGAUAAUAGAAGCUUACCUGAACCACAAGACGAGACUGACAUGGAAGAUGAACCUCGCCGAAGAGAACACGUAGGAAGAAGAGGAUACAGUCCACGAAGGACUCAAUCCAGUACCAAUAGAGUAGAAAUGUACUUUUCUGAAGUAGACGUUGAUAUGAUCCAGCCAAGGCCUAGAGAACCAAUAGCUAGUUUAACUAAUAUCAGGUCCUCCGAUGAUAUAUCAAGCGGAUACAGCAGUGGUGAAGCACUGCAAUCUCAUCGAAUAGCAUCCCAAGGUGAUGCUUUGGUUAGAACAUCAAGUGUAGGAGCUAGGACACGUGUGAAGCCUCGUUCGACAGCAAAAAAGACACCAGAGGAUGCUGAAGAGGAAUCCAAGAACGACGACCUUCUUCUUCCAUCGCCAUUAACCCUCCUCACUCCUGAUCAACUUCAUCAACUUUUGUUACUUCUCGAUAAGAACGAUGAUCAUCGAAUGAUUAGUAAGUCUGAUAGCAACGAACAAUUAUUAGAUAAUUUAAAUGAAAGAGAUGAAUCUAAAUCAUCAUCAUCUGAAGAGUCUGAGGUUUGGUUCAUACCAAAUUUAUCAUCAGAAACUGAUAAUAAACAACCUCAGACUGAACUUUUGGAAAUAGAUAACAACAACUUGACGGAUUGUCAAAGAUCAAGUGAAAUCUUAACAAAACCAUCAUCCAACGAACAAUCAGAUCUUCAACAAAAAGAUAUGGAAAAUAAGGAGAAUAAUGAAAUGACCCCCCAACUUAUUACAAAUUCUUUUCAAACAACUGACGCCAAUGUGGAUAUUAAUAAAAUCAAGGAUGAAAUUUGUCGAGAAAAACUAGACGAAUUGAAAGAACUUUUAAAUAGCGCACACAAAACUGUCACAAAGCUGGUAUCAUCUGAAGAAAAUUUAAAUCAGAUUGAUAAGUUAAUCUCAGACAAAGCAGAAUCUUUAGGAAAUUUAGAAAACAUUGAUUCCUCAAACAUUUGGUCAACGACAAAUGUAACUCGAAGUAAAUCAGAUUGCAAUGAUCGUGCUGGUAAAUAUAAUAAAAAAUUGGCACCCAAGGCACCUGUUUUAACUCAAGACGAUGUCCUCUCGGAUAGCACUGAAUCUGAAAAUGCAUUGAAAGCAACCCUGGUGAUCAAAACUGGCAUGGUAAAGACUUUCUCAACUGUUAACAAUGCCAAAGAUGUUUUUAUAGCUCAUGCAUCUCAAACAAAAAAUAAAAAAAAGAAACGAAGCAAGGAUGGUAUCACCAAACUGUUAUCAAUACCAAAAAAUAUAUUUCAUGGUGCUUUUCACAAAAAUUCAAGUGGUUCCAAUAAAGAUGAAGACACCAGUCCAUCUGUUUCUGAAUAUAGUUCCAGAUCGAGAUCUGUCAGCGUUGGUUCUCAAGAUAUUACUACAACCAAUGAGAUUACAAGUAAUGUUGACAACAAUAAAUCAGAAGAUUCUACUUCUGAUAACUGUAAUCAAGAUACUUCGUCUGAUAAAAUGGAAAAUUCUGAUGCAAAAGUGACUUCAGUAAAACGUAUAUUAAUACCACAAAUGUCACAUUCACCUGGUGCCUCAAGGAAAGUUUACUUUAAUGAAGAUACUAUCUAAAAAUAUCAAUUCCUUAAUCCUAUCCUAUUUUUGUUGACUCUACCAAUCACUUUAGAGUACUCUGGAACAUGGCAAAAACGAAGAGUUGAUUCAAUGUAAUUAUAACAAGUUUCGCUACUCUACCUCGCAGCAAGAAAACCAACAAGAAGAAAGUAGCAUGAAAUUUACCAGCUGCUGACCGCAU